Messenger RNA from Pelagomonas calceolata, 913 nucleotides. Lineage: Eukaryota; Pelagophyceae; Pelagomonadales; Pelagomonadaceae. The record is from the annotation of a GenBank genome assembly.
GCAGGGCAGCUUUUUUUGCUUAAACGAGCUUGUACGACGGUCAUUCGUGGUGGCAGCAUCAUUUCUCAUUGCUGGACGACCGGCGGCUGCAUUCCACCACUCGUGAGCCAUGGCCGCCGUCGUGGAGGCCAUAGCACCAGAUCCAGCAAGCACCAUGGCCGCUGUGGAGGGCGCCCAGCAAGACCUGGGCACCAGCAGCUCGUCGGAGCGCGUCUCGACGCAGCGCGAGCUCCCGCACUACUUCCACACCUAUACUGAUGAAGAAGCGGGCACGACAGAACUCGUCGAAGCUUUACGGGCGCGACUCGAGAGGCGCAUCAACGGUUCUGUACUAGCAAAUCUCGACGACAAGGGUGAUGUGUUUGUAAGCUUCUCGGAGAAGGACCGGUCCGCGUCGUCGGACUUCUGGCGGGAGAUCUGCGAGCCGCUCAAAAUAUUCCUCAAGAACACGCCAUCAUUGGCCCGACGAAACCUGCCCGCAACCCUAAAGCAAGAGGGCGGGUCCUGCAUGUUCCAGGUCCAGUGGCUGACCGGUAGAAAGGCGAACUACUGGCACCAGGACGUGCGCUGGAAACAACAUUGGGACGCCGUCUUCUUUCUGUAUGCGGGCAACGACCCGACGCCGACGGACAUCGCCUGCCCUUCGGAGCAGCCCGACGCGUGUGUCACUCCAAAAGAGUACGUGCGCUGCGCCGACGGCCAGCCGGAUAUCGCCCAGGCCGCGCGCAGCGGCGCCGCGAUCACGUACCGGCCCGCGGUGAAUAGGGGAGACGUGGUGGUGUGCGACAACCGGCGCGUCUGGCACCGCACGCCGCCGUCGCUGGACGAGGCGUGUGCGGCCGACGACGCGCUCAUGACGGUGCGGCUCAAGCACUUCCCGCCGCGGUAGUUUUUGCUAAGUUUUGAUCUCUUG